This is a messenger RNA of Monodelphis domestica (gray short-tailed opossum), 3568 nucleotides long. RefSeq names its product thioredoxin domain containing 15 (gene TXNDC15). The record is from RefSeq and is a predicted model, not a curated record. Gene Ontology annotation, cellular component: cilium. Gene Ontology annotation, biological process: cilium assembly. Lineage: Eukaryota; Metazoa; Chordata; Mammalia; Didelphimorphia; Didelphidae.
CAAGAUGGCGGCUGGGGAUACCGGCCAGCCGACUUCAAGAUGGCCGCUAGUUCUGUCAGCCCCUCCCCUCGCUUUCCUCUUGGAGGCUUCAGAGCGAGCUCGGGUUUAGAGCCCUAUGAUGCGGCCGCGCCUGCGCAUUGGUUGAUCAGUGUGGCGGCUGCGCGGCGCCGCCGCUAUGCGGCUCCUCCUGUGGUGGUUUCUGUUGCUGGGGGUUUUGUUCCCUGAGACACUCGGCUUAGUUGAUGAGAAGAUCGAAGCCUGGAGGGCAAAACAACUUGUCGAAGGUCACAUAGCAAAGGAGAAUGAAGGCUCACUGUCUGAAAAUCACAGACACACUGAAACUGAAGUACCUCUUGGUCCAGAGGCUGUCUAUUUAAGUAAUGAACAACAUGAUCUUGGACAGACAGAACUGUACAACACUGGUGAAGCAGUUUAUGCAGCCCUGGGAAAUGAAGUGAAUGGUGAUCAUUUAAUGUCUGUGUUUCCAGAAGAGACAAAAGACAUGCAAAUUUCAGACCUCAAUGCUGGCAGUUGUGAUGCUGGAGUUGAAGGCUCUAAAUGCAAUAUCCAAGAGAGUCUUUUUUCUUUAACUACAUCUGGAACAAAUAUUCCUGAUAAGGGAGAAGAAUAUAAUUUGGUUCUUGAAGCUGUGCCCACAAGCCCAUCAUCUAAAGAAGACUCUAAUAGUACAGACAAUGUAAAGACUCCAAAGGUGAAUUGUGAGGAGAGAAAUGUUACUGGCUUAGAAAGUUUCACUUUACAAAUUCUAAAUGUUUCACAGGACCUGAUGGAGUUUUUAAACCCAAACAGUAGUGAUUGUACAUUAGUCUUAUUUUAUACUCCUUGGUGUCGCUUCUCUGCCAGUCUGGCCCCACAUUUUAAUUCUUUACCACGAGCAUUUCCGUCUCUUCAUUUUUUGGCAUUGGAUGCUUCUCAGCACAGCAGUCUGUCUACCCGGUUUGGUACUGUGGCUGUUCCCAACAUCUUGCUAUUUCAAGGAGCUAAACCAAUGGCGAGAUUUAAUCAUACAGAUCGGACUCUGGAAACUCUAAAAGCCUUCAUUUUUAAUCAGACAGGGAUAGAAGCCAGAAAUGAUGUGGUAGUGACUGAAGAUGACCAAAUAGGCCCUCUUCCCAGCACCUUGGUGAAAAGUGUGGAUUGGUUGCUUGUAUUUUCUUUAUUCUUUUUAAUUAGUUUUAUUAUGUAUGCUACUGUUCGGACUGAAAGUAUUCGAUGGCUCAUUCCAGGACAAGAACAUGAACAUCCUGAGUAAUAAUAGGCUGGAAGGUGAAAUUGGAAAGAUUAAUUUCAAUCUUUGUCUUCAGAAACCUGUAUUGUUUUCCCCAGAGAUAUAGUAUAUUUUAACUUAGGUUAAAAUAAUUUUGCAUUUGAGCUACUGAAUGUGCAGAAAAAAUCAUACACUAGUGUUGUAUAUGAGUGUUUCAAUAAAUAUGAAAGAUUCAGAAAAUGUAUUAUUAUUUUCAGUGCUUGCACUUAAAAUUUCAAAGAACUGUUUUAAAAUGUGAAAAAUGUAUGUAUGCAGAUUCAAAUGAGUACAGUGUUUGAUAAACACAAAGAUUCCAGCUAUUGGGGCAAGAACUCACUACUUGGCAAAAAUAUUGGGAAAACUGGAAAAUUCUCUGGCAGAAGUGAGUCAUAGACUGAUAUAUCAUACUGUAUCAAAGUAAGCUCAAAAUGGUCAUGAUAUAGAUAUAUCAGAAGAAAUGGAUUAUGGAAGAAAUUACCUGUCAGAUCUGUGUAUAGGGGAAGAUUUUAUGACCAAAGAAGAGGUAGAGGGUUUCAAGGAACUCAUAGGAGGUAAAAUGCAUAAUUUUGAUUACAUAAAAUUAAAAAGAUUUUGCACAAACAAAACAAAUGUUGUAAAAAUUAUAAGCAAAGCAUCUUGGUAGCAAGUUUCUCUCAUAAAGAUCUCAUUUCUAAAAUAUGUAAGGAACUGAGCCAAAUUUGUUAGAAUUAAAGCCAUUCCCCAUUGACAAAUUAUUAAAGUAUAUAAAUAGGCAAUGUUCAGAGGGAAGAAAUCCAAGUUAUCAGUAACCAUAUGAAAAAACUAAUAGAGAAAUGCAAAUUAAAACAGUUCUGAUGUUACCAUCUCAUACCCAUCAGAUUGGCUAAGGUGAUAGAAAAGGAAAAUUACAAAUGUUGGAGGGGAUGUGGGAAAACAGACACUAGUAUACUGCUGGUGGAGCUGCAAAUUAAUCCAACCAUUCAAUUUUUUUUUAAACCUUUACCUUCUUUCUGUCUUAGAAUAAAUACUGUGUAUUGGCUCCAGGGCAGAAGAGUGGUAAGCGCUAGGCAAUGGGGGUUAUGUGACUUACCCAGGGACAUAGCUAGGAAGUGUCUGAGGCCAGAUUUGAAUCUAGGACCGCCUGUCUCCAGGCCUGGCUCUCAAUCUACUGUACCACCCAGCUGGCCUCCCCACCCCCCCAAACUAUUCUUGAAAAUAAUUUGGAAUGAUUUCUCAAAGCUCUCAAAACCAAAUAGAUCAAAGAAAAAGGAAAAGGAUCCACAUGUUUAUAGUAGCUCCCUUUGUGGUGACAAGGAUUUGGAAACUCAGGGAUGCCCAUCAAUUGGAGAAUGGCUAAACAUAUUAUGGUAUAUGAAUGUGAUGGAGUACUAUUAUGCUGUAAAAAAAUGAAAGGGUUGAGAGGGGGUGGUUUAAAAACAACCCCGAGAUUUGUUUAAACUGGUACAAAGGUUAAGUGAGCAGAUCCAAGAGAACAAUUUAUACAGUAAUAGCAAUAUUGUAAAAAUAAAAAACUUUGAAAGACUUAGCAACUCUGACAAUGGCCAAUCAUACAAUGCCAUAGAAUUCAUGAUAAAACAUGCAAUCUGCCUCCAAAUAGACAAGUGAUGGACUCAAGAGUACAAAAUUGAAGCAAACUUUUUAAAAAAAAUAUAACUAAUGUGGAAAUUUGUUUUGCAUGAUUACAUGACUAAAUAUUUGUAAUGGGUAUUACAUGACUAAAUAUUUGUAAUGGGUUUUAUUUUUCUUCUCAAUAUAUAGGGAAGGAAGGAGGGAGAAAAUUCAGAACUGAAAAUAAAGGUGAAUUGAAAAAAAUUUGAAACAAAUGAGUUAAUGAAAAAAUUCCUAAUGUCUGUCUUUUUUUAAACCCUUACCCUCUUUUCUUAAAAGCAAUACUUGGUAUUGUUUCUAAGGCAGAAGAGUGGUAAGGGCUAAACAAUUGAGGUUAAGUGACUUGCCCAGAAUCACACAGCUGGGAAGUGUCUGAAGCUAAAUUUGAACUGAGGGCCUCCAAUCUCCAGCCCUGGCUUUUUCUACUAAGCCACCUAGCUAGCUACUCUGACAAUGUAUUUUACUGGUAAAAAUUCUAUGGCAUGGUUUAAGAAAAUUUAUGAUUCUAAGAAUUUAGAUUUUCUGUCCUUUUAAUUUCUCUUUUAAAACAAUUUCAAAGUCCACAAUUGGAGAGCUUUUUUUUUUUAAUGAUAGAAUUUACCAGGGUUGGAAACCUAAUUGUAAUUUCCCAAGUAGCAUUGUAUUGUUUCAUGUCUUUCCUUCGGGAACAAUAAAGAGUUAAUUAUGUCCUGA